Molecule: messenger RNA, 1940 nt
Organism: Lolium rigidum
Lineage: Eukaryota; Viridiplantae; Streptophyta; Magnoliopsida; Poales; Poaceae
Product: F-box/LRR-repeat protein 14-like
Exons: 2
Coding region: 150-1610 (486 amino acids)
Biological process (GO): SCF-dependent proteasomal ubiquitin-dependent protein catabolic process
Cellular component (GO): SCF ubiquitin ligase complex
Source: RefSeq, a predicted model, not a curated record
AAAAAGGCGCCGCACCAUUCCAUCCAUCCAGGCCUGGGCUGAUAGAUCGACAUCCCCAGGGUCGAGCGGCGGCGGAGGUCCCCUCCGACGGUGUAUUCUCAAGCGCCGCUGUUUUUAUUUCCCGGUCGUGCUGAAGCUGAAUUUGUUCAAUGGAGGACCUACCGGAUGCUUUGGUGACAGAGAUUCUCAAGAAUAUCACCAGGACAAGUGAUCUCAAUUCUCUUUCCCUCGUGUCAAAACAGCACUACAAGAUGGAGGGAAAUCAAAGGGGUGCUCUCCGUGUUGGUUCCGGUCUUUGCACUUCUACGGAAGCACUGACAUCACUGUGUGCCCGGUUCCCAAAUUUGUCGAAAGUGGAAAUCGAUUACUCUGGCUGGAUACCUGGACAUGGAAAUCAGUUGGACAACAAAGGCCUCUUUGUGUUUUCAUCUCACUGUUCCUCGCUGAUCGAUCUCACCUUAAGCUUCUGCUCAUACAUCGAUGACUCUGGGCUUGGUUGUUUAGCUUACUGCAAGACAUUGGUGUCUCUCAGGCUAAACUCCGCACCACAAAUAACGUCAAUUGGGCUUUUCUCGGUUGCAGCUGGUUGCACGAGUCUGUCUGCUCUCCACCUUAUUGAAUGCGAGAAAAUUGACAGCGUAGAGUGGCUGGAAUACCUUGGUAGGAAUGGAUCAUUGGAAGAGCUUGUAGUGAAGAAUUGCGAAGGAAUCAAUCAUCAUGACUUCGUAAAGUUUGGUUCAGGAUGGAUAAAGCUCCAGAAGUUCGAGUUUGAGAGGAAAAGAGAAAAAUAUGAUCAUCGUCUUGGUGGUGAGGUCUAUGACUCCUCGUUUGAUGCUCACAACACGGAUAUAUAUGAUUUCUGCUGUGAGAGUUUGAAAGAUUUAAGGUUGGCGCAUAUUAAAACUUGGCCAGAAAAAGGACUACGUGUUAUCCUAGGUAAGUGUAAAGCAUUGGAGAACCUCUGCCUUCAGUAUGUUCGUGCCCUAAAUGACAAUGACAUGAUUGCACUAUCUCGGAGCUGCAGGAACCUUAAAAGCAUCUCACUUUGGCUCUCACUUCAGCGCUACCAUUCUGAAGGCAGCCAUUAUGAAGCCAGGACGUCUUUUACGGAUAACAGCCUGUACGCUCUAGCUCUCAACUGUCAUAUGCUUCAGACCGUAGACCUCAAAUUUUUAGGAUGUUCUCCUAGCUGGCCACCAGAAAUAGCAUUCACACAGAGAGGUUUUCUAGUGCUCAUUCGGUCCUGCCCAAUUCGUGUUCUCGUGCUAAACACUGCCAACUUCUUGGAUGACGAGGGGAUGAAGGCCAUCUCGUCCUUACCACAUCUGGAGACACUCGAAAUUGUAUUUUCUCAUGCAGUAACAGAUGCUGGGAUGCGCUUCAUCGCACACACCCCAUGCUUGAGUAAUCUCACACUUCAGAUGUGUCAUGAGUUGACUGAUGCUGGAGUGGCUGAGCUGGGACGUGCUCAUAAGUUGGAGUCUUUGGUCAUCGAGUAUUGUGGCGUGGUCUCUCUGCAAGCUGUGCAGGGUGUUGCCAAGUCAGUUCACUACUCCAAAGACUGUUCAGCCGCUCUUAGGAAGAAAAUAGGUUUCGGUAACGGCUAUUGAUGAAAUUGUCUCCAAAAUUGUCAGUAUAAAUUUGCUGCUGAAGCCAAUAAGUUGUUGAGUGUGCACCAUCGGACAAAGCUGUGCAUCACCCGACCCAGAUCCACUCUCUGAACUUCAUAUUGCCUUCAACCUUUACUUCAAUGAUUCUCUUAUAUGACAGGUCUAAUGAUGAAUUCUUGUUGCUGUGGAUGUAGUAUAUGACUGUUUGGUUUUUAUUGUUUCUAACUAUCUAAGCAAAUGCCAUGAACCAUUUUUAUUACGGAAGUGAUUUUGAUGACAUGCAGAUCUGGCUGCUGUUUUGCAUGGAAAAUUUGGUAUGCAUCAAGUGUA